Molecule: messenger RNA, 1824 nt
Organism: Closterium sp. Naga37s-1
Lineage: Eukaryota; Viridiplantae; Streptophyta; Zygnematophyceae; Desmidiales; Closteriaceae
Source: the annotation of a GenBank genome assembly
AUGGGGCCACUUGUGAUGGGGCCACUUGUGAUGGGGCCACUUGUGAUGGGGCCACUUGUGAUGGGGCCAAUUGUGAUGGGGCCACUUGUGAUGGGGCCACUUGUGAUGGGGCCACUUGCGAUGGGGGCACUUGUGAUGGGGGCACUUGUGAUGGGGGCACUUGUGAUGGGGCCACUUGUGAUGGGGCCACUUGUGAUGCGGCCACUUGUGAUGGGGCCACUUGUGAUGGGGCCACUUGUGAUGGGGGCACUUGUGAUGGGGCCACUUGUGAUGGGGGCACUUGUGGUGGGGCCACUUGUGAUGGGGGCACUUGUGAUGGGGCCACUUGUGAUGGGGCCUCUUGUGAUGGGGCCACUUGUGAUGGGGCCACUUGUGAUGGGGCCACUUGUGAUGGGGCCACUUGUGAUGGGGGCACUUGUGAUGGGGGCACUUGUGAUGGGGCCACUUGUGAUGGGGCCACUUGUGAUGGGGCCACUUGUGAUGGGGCCACUUGUGAUGGGGGCACUUGUGAUGGGGGCACUUGUGAUGGGGCCACUUGUGAUGGGGCCUCUUGUGAUGGGGCCACUUCCACUUGUGAUGGGGCCACUUGUGAUGGGGCCACUUGUGAUGGGGCCACUUGUGAUGGGGCCACUUGUGAUGGGGGCACUUGUGAUGGGGGCACUUGUGAUGGGGGCACUUGUGAUGGGGCCACUUGUGAUGGGGCCACUUGUGAUGGGGCCACUUGUGAUGGGGCCACUUGUGAUGGGGGCACUUGUGAUGGGGGCACUUGUGAUGGGGGCACUUGUGAUGGGGCCACUUGUGAUGCGGCCACUUGUGAUGGGGGCACUUGUGAUGGGGGCACUUGUGAUGGGGGCACUUGUGAUGGGGGCACUUGUGAUGGGGCCACUUGUGAUGGGGGCACUUGUGAUGGGGCCACUUGUGAUGGGGGCCUCUUGUGAUGGGGCCACUUGUGAUGGGGCCACUUGUGAUGGGGCCACUUGUGAUGGGGCCACUUGUGAUGGGGCCACUUGUGAUGGGGCCACUUGUGAUGGGGCCACUUGUGAUGGGGGCACUUGUGAUGGGGCCACUUGUGAUGGGGCCUCUUGUGAUGGGGCCACUUGUGAUGGGGCCACUUGUGAUGGGGCCACAUGUGAUGGGGCCACUUGCGAUGGGGGCACUUGUGAUGGGGGCACUUGUGAUGGGGCCACUUAUGAUGGGGCCACUUGUGAUGCGGCCACUUGUGAUGGGGCCACAUGUGAUGCGGCCACUUGUGAUGGGGCCACUUGUGAUGGGGCCACUUGUGAUGGGGGCACUUGUGAUGGGGCCACUUGUGAUGGGGGCACUUGUGAUGGGGCCACUUGUGAUGGGGCCUCUUGUGAUGGGGCCACUUGUGAUGGGGCCACUUGUGAUGGGGCCACUUGUGAUGGGGCCACUUGUGAUGCGGCCACUUGUGAUGGGGCCACUUGUGAUGGAGCCACUUGUGAUGGGGCCACUUGUGAUGGGGCCACUUGUGAUGGGGCCACUUGUGAUGGGGCCACUUGUGAUGGGGGCACUUGUGAUGGGGGCACUUGUGAUGGGGGCACUUGUGAUGGGGCCACUUGUGAUGGGGCCACUUGUGAUGGGGCCACUUGUGAUGGGGCCACUUGUGAUGGGGGCACUUGUGAUGGGGGCACUUGUGAUGGGGGCACUUGUGAUGGGGCCACUUGUGAUGCGGCCACUUGUGAUGGGGGCACUUGUGAUGGGGGCACUUGUGAUGGGGGCACUUGUGAUGGGGGCACUUGUGAUGGGGCCACUUGUGAUGGGGGCACUUGUGAUGGGGCCACUUGUGAUGGGGGCCUCUUGUGA